Messenger RNA from Aureobasidium musti, 2684 nucleotides. NCBI's taxonomy places the organism in Eukaryota, Fungi, Ascomycota, Dothideomycetes, Dothideales, Saccotheciaceae. The record is from the annotation of a GenBank genome assembly.
AUCCAAAAAUGAGCGUGGCUGAUCAAGCGAUCGAGCUCGUACGACGACUCAAUGAUCCCAGAUACGCAGCCGGUGCCUCGCAGAUAUCGCGCGAGCUGCAGGAGAUCCAGUUAUCCGAUCAAGGAUGGGCUGCUGCAGAUGCUAUGCUCGACCAUGCAGAUACCAACAUAAAGUUCUACGGAGCUCUGACUCUGCAGAUCAAACUCAACAAAGACAGAAGCACACUCGAUGAUCAAGCAGCCGCUGAACUAAGAUCGCGUCUGAUUCUGUGGUUUGUAANNAUUCGCCUUGCGCUAGGUGACAUGCCUCCCAAACUCAUCAUUGACAAGCUUUGUUCUACAAUGGCCACAUAUUUCAUUCAGUCCCCUGUCCCCUGGACUCAGACUGUACGCCAAAUCAUUUGCUCGUUGCACGCUGGUGAUGUCGUCCCUCACGACAUGCUUGGCACAUAUCCAGACACCAGCCAAAUCAUCAGUGGAUUGUCAGGAUUGAAAUUGUUCAUGGCUGUACGCUUUUGCAGGGUGUUGGCCGAAGAUGUACAGAACAGUUCUAUCUUGGGCCCGCAGUACUAUCAUCUCGAUAACAUCUUCAAGAGCAACACCACUGAUUCGGCAAUACUCAUGACUUAUGUGCUCAGCACGUCAACACCGCUGUCCAUAGAAAUCCGAGUCGAAGCCGUGAACUGCUUCUCUGCUUGGGUCACCUACAGCUUCGCGCACUGGACCACUGACCCUGUCGCCCUGCAGCUUCUACAAAAUCUAACGCCAAUGGCUUUGCAGCAUCUGUUGCACCAUGAGGAAAGCGUCAGGGACCCCACCGUUGAAUUCUUUGUCAAUACGCUGGAGUAUCGCUCGAAAUUCCUUCAANAAGAGCAACUAGAAUCUCUAUCACUGCUAGUGCGCAGAACUAUUGGUCCACAAUGUUUACUGCAGAGCUCAAACUUCUUGGACCCAACUAUUGUGGCAUUCAGCAAACUAAUCACUGCUUAUGGUAAAUUGGUUGUCAAGGACUUAAUUUCGGAGAGAAAUCAUGAAUCAUCUCAAGAAAUCAUUGGUCACCUUANNGAUCUUUUCCAACAACUACUGCGCGCUCCUGGAUACCCUGCUGAAGAUGACCAAGUCAUUCUGAACGUGACCGAGUUCUGGAUUGAGUACGCCGAGCAGAUUGCCGAUACAGUCAUGGACGCAGCAGAGGAUGGGAUUCCUUCCCUAGCAGUUGUCAGAAACGACCUUAUGCAAGCCGUUCAGACAUACAUACCCAAGCUGCAGGCGCCACCUCUAGCAGAAAUGUCCGAGUGGGACGAAGACAAUGUCGAUCACUGGCAAUUCUUCCGCGAUAACAUCAGCGAUUUCUUUGACCAGGUCAACAGCGUCCCAGAGACACAUCUUCUCAGUAAUAUGGUCAUUCUUGCAACCCGUGUCUUGCCCACUCACCAAUGGCUACAUCUUGAGGCCAUAAUCUUCUCGAUCAAUUGCAUCUCGGACUCCAUUGCACUGUCAGAUGAGAACACUCAGGCGCUAUCCGCACUCAUUGGUUCCUCAUUGUUCAGCGACAUCUCUUCCAACAGUGCAGAUAUCCCAAACAAACUCAAGCGUGCUGCCAUGACGCUUGUCGAUCGAUACUCGUCGUUCAUCAAANAGCAUCCACAGUUCCUACCACCUGUCCUCACCUUCCUCUUCACAAUACUAGGAUCUACACCUGCAGACCGUGUCAAGCUCGCGGACGCUUCCGCCAAGUCUCUUGAGCAGCUUUGUUCCUCAUGUCGCAAGUCUCUGACGCCACAUCUCGACGAACUCCUUCAACAAUGCCCGCAAGCACUUUCCGGUCCCUCAGCGAACAGCUAUCAANAAGAGAAGAUUAUGGCAGCUCUGGCCUCGAUCAUACAAGCCUUACCAACCGAGGGAAGCCAAGGCUGCGCCUUUGNNAUUUCGCUCAUUGGGGUUAUCGAGAAUGAUCUUAACACAGCUAUCGCAACUCUGAACAAGGGUAAUGUCGAGGAUAGCGAAGUGCUCGGAACGUCUGCCUUGCAAUGUCUGGCCAGCAUUGGCAAAGGUAUUCAAGCGCCCACCAAUGAUGUAAUCGAUGUGGACAGCGAUGAUGAGGAAGGAAACGACGACUCGGCUGCAGCUGGCGAUUUCUGGACUUCGCAGGCUGGCGUAGAGAUCCAGAAUCGCAUCGUGCAAUGCAUUAACAUAGUCGAGUACCUUCACAACCCGGGCGAUGCAAUGGAUGCCGCCUGUGCAAUCCUGCGCGCCGGUCUUAAGGAGACAAAACCGGGUCCGUUCGUCUUCCCACCUUCGGCCACUGUCGCCUUCAUCAGCAAGGCACAGAUCAGCACACCUCGUAUCGAGGCUAUCAUCGGUACAGCGUGCAGUUUUGUGUCCAACUGUUCGCGCAAGUCGGCACCUCACAUGUUUGACGAGAUGUCAGCGGUCUAUCAGAGAGUAGCGCUGGUGAUGCAGCAGCUCGGUGACCCGGCUAACGACCCUCAACUCGCCCAGCUAUGCAUUGAUUUCAUGCAAAGGCUGCUAGUCAGCUAUAUUGACGUUCUGCUCUCGCCCUCUGAUGAGGAGAUCGCCGCAGCUCUGCAAUUUGUCAUAAAUUGUAUGGCAGGCAACGCGCCCAUGUUAAAGCGCAACGCCUGCAAUUUCUUCGUAAGCCUCGUUCUCGUCUCAGUCUUCGCC